AUGGCGUCGUCUUCCUCCGCUUCUGCUUCAACCGCGCCAGAGAGUGUGAACAGCACACCAGACAAGCAAACGCCCAGGAUAUACCCAUCAGGCUUUCGGUUCUCUUCUGCAGGCAGGACCAAGCACACGGCACAUGAAGAGACGAAUGGGAAAACUGGGAAACUGCAGAGUUCCGCAGCGUCUACACCAGGACUCGGUUACUACGGAAACUCGGCGAAGCAAGGAGUUGCGAACCAGCCCGGAUCAGCCAUCGUGGCGAGUCAGAUGUUCAAAACAAAGUUGUGCAUCGACAAUCAGACAAAGGGAUGCAGUAGAGGCGCCGAAUGUCCCUAUGCCCACUCCGUCGAUGAAAUGAGAAGCCUGCCUGAUUUAAGAAAAACAAAAAUGUGCUCUCUUGUCCUUUCAGGCAAAGGAUGCAAGAAUAAAGCAUGUAAAUUUGCACAUUCUGAGGACGAACUUCGCUACACCUGCAAUUUUUCAGAAUUCAAAACUCGUAUUUGCCGCUUUGCGCAAGAGCAAGGAGGCCGCGGGUGUCUGUAUGGCGUGAGGUGUCCGUAUGCUCACUCCCCGUCUGAGCUGCGUCAUCUCGAGUCCCCCACAAUUUCCCCGACUGAGAUUCUGGUACAAGAGAGGAAAACGCGUGUGCCUUUCGUUUCCAAAUCACCUCACACCAAAGUUGUACUUUCUUCUUCCAAGCCGGGUUCUUGUCCACUGAAGAAAAAAGCAGAAGUCGCUCAAGAAAGUCAAAAGAAGACAUCGGCGUCUCUCGAACAUCAGCUACAGGGGAGGCACGGCUGCAGGCCUUCUCUCAACAGCGAAGAACGGAGAAGAGAUAGUGCAUGGGAAAAAACUUCUGGAGGUGAAUCACCCUAUUUCCCGAGCGUGGAGAAACUGAAUUGCACGCCGCAGAAGGCAACCGCAUGUAGAUCGAGCCACGAGUCUGCCGGUGUGCAUCUUCUGCCAUCGGAAAACCGCCUUCAACAAUGUAAACAGGCUUCCUAUAGUCAGACAGGGAACGAUGAGGAACUCGGUAGCUCCUCCCAAGAAAAUAGAGACAAAGAAACUUCUCUUUUGCCACUCGGUUUCGAAGCGAGUAACAGAAUGCCACGAUCGCUCGCGAAAGGACACCGUGCGGCGACCGAGAACGCUGGAAAGUUUGCCAGCACACCCGUCGAUUCAACAGAGCCAAGGCAUGAAAAUAAGUCGGAGAAUCAAGCAUUUUUGCUUAGAGACUGUGCCUCCUGUGAUAAACCACUUACUGAAGGCACGGCCAUGCCCCGGACGAGAAAGCAGGAAACUAAAUCACCUCUUUUUCAAGCCCAGCAGCCUCCCUCCUUUCUUGUCUCUUCCUCAAAUGCUGUCGUUCCACCACCAUCCGCCCAAGAUCGAGAUUCCAGCUCUUUUACUCUGAUCGAUAAUGCCGCUCUAGAUGCUCAUACAAUGGCUCGAGUGCUUUCUGCCGGUGGCCUGCGAGGCGCGGAAGCGAACAUGCCCGGGACUCCACCUAAGCAGAACUAUCCUUGUGAAAAGACUCGCACCCUCAAAACGCUCAGUGGGGGUUCCAAUACUCCGCCUGCUACAACUACCUACAGGGCACAGGCACACACACUGUCCGCGCUGAAUACUGCCUUUUCUACCGAGGAGAUUUUCUUUCCCAUGGCUCCUCGCCCAAAGAAAAUGGAAGAAGAUGUGUUUAACUCUGUGCUGCCUCCGUCCCUGCCUCUCGUUGCAUCUUCGCCGUUCCUAGACAAGCGAAACGCGACUCAAUCCUCGUCGGAAGCAACCCCCCUUCUUCCUCCGCCUGGAUUCGAACAUAUCCGUUUGGAGAAGAAAGACGCGUCCUGUGGAAAGAAAAUGCCUGAUUUCGUGGAGAAUCUCAGGGAAGGUCCGCUCACUUCUUCUUUUUCCGAAAACACUGAAGUGGACCAGCAUGAGCAGCUCUUCCUACAACUGCAGAGGCAGCUCUUACUGCAGUGUUGGGGCAAGGUGGAUGACGACGCUCUGUUACUUCCAAGAAACCUGGCUCUUGCGCCCACCGCAAACCCCGGAGGACGGGCUGAGCAAGAACACAACACUGGCACGCCUGUUUCCUCUGACCUUUCCAAUGACAUCUUCCACCGCCCGGGGCACGCGUCGCGCCUGCCCGUUGACUGGGUCAUGUGGGAAAGUGAAUUGCAAGGGGGAAACGCUCAACAUACACUCGGAGGAUUUGCUGACCAGGAGCUGUGUUCUUCGAAGUUCCUGACGCCCCGUGAUGAUAAAUUCGCUUCAUCGGCAGCUAACAAGCAGUUUCUUGACGUACACAGCGUACCACAGCCCCUCUUCGUUGGGAAGUUUACUCCAACAGGGGCGAAAACGAGCCGCAACAAUGGCCUCGGGACCCUGUCGGUGAGAGAGAAAGGCGACCAAAAAGAACUGAGUAUGCUUACAGGAAGAAAACUGAAAGAAAACCAAGAACUUGGAGAGCUUCUAGUUGCAGCAGAGUCCUGGCAGUCAGCUAUGGUGCCGUGA
Neospora caninum is the source of this 2511-nucleotide messenger RNA. Its product is annotated as putative zinc finger (CCCH type) protein. The record is from RefSeq and is a predicted model, not a curated record. The coding region runs from base 1 to 2511 and encodes 836 amino acids. Gene Ontology annotation, molecular function: mRNA binding; metal ion binding. The transcript is spliced from 3 exons. NCBI's taxonomy places the organism in Eukaryota, Apicomplexa, Conoidasida, Eucoccidiorida, Sarcocystidae.